GAUGUCAUUCUGUCUUCCAAAGGGUGUAGUCAUAAUCACUUCUGGCUUCCACCUCUGGCACUUUCACGACUUGUGCUGGGAGCCCCACUUGAGAUGUCCUUUGCUAACUUUCUUUGUUAGGGCAACAACAUCAGCUUUUCAUUCUUAUGGCAGAUUUCCAGGUGUUUAGUCAGAGAAUUUAGCACAAAUCCGAAGGUCACAAUAUGGGAUGGAGAAGGACCAAAUCCACAUAUGGGACAUCUGGCCUGGGCUGAUGCUUUUGUCAUCACAGCUGAUUCAGUUAGUAUGUUGAGUGAGGCUUGCAGUACUGGGAAGCCCGUCUAUGUAAUUGGAGCAGAACUGUGUACAUGGAAGUUUGCUGACUUUCAAAAGCGUUUGCUGGAGCGAGGUGUUGUUCGACCUUUCACCGGAAUGGAGAAGUUACAGAUGACUGAUAGCUGGAGUUAUCCCCCGCUCAAUGACACUGCUGAGGCUGCCAGCCAAGUGAUAAGGGCACUUGCUCAGCGAGGAUGGACAAUUCGCACGCGAUGGUUUCCUUGAAAGCCAAUUGGUGCUCUUUGAAUUGAUCGAGGAAAAUGGUUUGAUAAAAUGAGGAAACAUUGUGCAGAACCAGUUGCUUUCCUUUGCUAGCAUGGAGGUGGUUUUCUGGGACAGAACGCUUGCUGGCUAUGGCUGAAUCCUUUGACUUGAAAAAUCACUAUAAAUAGUUUCAACUAGAUUUUCUCCAAAGGCGGGGCUAGGCAAGGCGUGUUCUCACUUCUCACCAAUUUUUCGCUUGUUUUCCCCAUUGAUUUCUUUUUUAAAAAAAUCUUUUGAUAUGCCCCACCUGGACACAUUUUCAGUGGAACCUCGUACUUGUCCUAACCUGUUCAAAUAAUACGAUAAUACAAUGUGUAGUAAAAUCCUCCCUUUUCCCCCUUCCCAUUGCAACUAAGGAACUGUAGUAUUGAUUGAAAAAACAGAGAAAGAAUACUUCAAGAGAUGUCUCAUUAUUUAAUAUGAUUGAUUUAUUUAA
Prosopis cineraria is the source of this 1015-nucleotide messenger RNA. Its product is annotated as mitochondrial fission protein ELM1-like. The record is from RefSeq and is a predicted model, not a curated record. Gene Ontology annotation, cellular component: mitochondrial outer membrane. The transcript is spliced from 4 exons. Gene Ontology annotation, biological process: mitochondrial fission. The coding region runs from base 232 to 540 and encodes 102 amino acids. Lineage: Eukaryota; Viridiplantae; Streptophyta; Magnoliopsida; Fabales; Fabaceae.